This is a messenger RNA of Nematolebias whitei (Rio pearlfish), 638 nucleotides long. RefSeq names its product fibroblast growth factor 19 (gene fgf19). The transcript has 3 exons. Lineage: Eukaryota; Metazoa; Chordata; Actinopteri; Cyprinodontiformes; Rivulidae. Gene Ontology annotation, biological process: positive regulation of protein phosphorylation; animal organ morphogenesis; positive regulation of cell population proliferation. Gene Ontology annotation, molecular function: growth factor activity; fibroblast growth factor receptor binding. Gene Ontology annotation, cellular component: cytoplasm. The record is from RefSeq and is a predicted model, not a curated record. The coding region runs from base 1 to 627 and encodes 208 amino acids.
AUGCUGCUGCGCGCCCUCACUCUCUGCCUCACCUACAUGCUGUUUGCUGCUGGGGUGCUUUGCAUGCCGUUGUCGGACCAAGGGCCACACAUCGCACACGGCUGGGGCCAGGUGGUCCGGCUCAGACACCUGUACGCUGCCACACCGGGCCUUCAUCUGCUGAUCAGUGAGGAUGGACACAUUCACGGUGCCAUGGAGCAAACUCUGCACAGCCUACUGGAGAUCCGUCCAGUGGAGACAGGACUUGUUGUCAUCAGAGGAGCAGCAACGACACGGUUUCUGUGCAUGGAGAGUGAUGGAAGACUGUACUCAUCGCACAUAUACAACAAAGCUGACUGCACCUUCAGAGAGCAGAUCUUGGCAGACGGGUACAACGUCUACACUUCUGAUCAUCACGGAGUCCCGCUCAGUCUGGGGACCAACCAGCAGAGGCUGCAGGGUGUAGACCGAGGUGUUCCAGCUCUGGCUCGGUUUCUCCCCAGGAUAAACACCCUCCCACAGACCAUCUUUGUGCCAGAUGUCCCUGACCAGCCGGGUACGGCACAAACAGAGGAGAGUGUGGAUGUGAUGGACUCGUUUGGAAAGCUCUCUCAGAUCAUCCACAGCCCGAGCUUCCAGAAGAGAUGAGGCAGCAGCUC